Molecule: messenger RNA, 252 nt
Organism: Phytophthora sojae
Lineage: Eukaryota; Oomycota; Peronosporomycetes; Peronosporales; Peronosporaceae
Exons: 1
Source: RefSeq, a predicted model, not a curated record
AAAGUUCGUCAUUGCCCAUUAGCGUCAAAGUGGAUCAUUCUGAGCAAUAGAGCAACUCGUUUUCGUGGAGAGAUGGAAUGCGCGGUACCACCUAGGCCUAAGGUUACGGAGAAGAUGAAAGAAUACAUUCAUCGCAUGGACGAGAACGCUGUACCCCCUCGGCUCAUCUGGAGCAACUUACUGCGCGCACCCGACGUGCCUAAGCCAGUUCUAGGAUACCCGUCCUACACCCAAGUUCAGCGCAGUGUGAAG